AUGUUAAGUGACCUUUGUACCUUUGUACAUACAGUGAAACGACGGAGGAGGGGGGAAAGUGCUGGUGCAUCUCCGCCGGCGUGGACUUCGCACACCGCUGCCAGGAAUAUUCCUCUCCAACGUGCGUUCACUGGGAAACAAGCUGGACGAACUCCAGCUACUAGUUGGACUUCAAAGCAGUGGACCAGUGAAGCUGUGGAGGAUCUUCAGGCGUGCUUGGACUGCACAGACUGGGAGGUGUUCAGGACUGCUUCAGACAGCUUGGACGAGUCCACGGAGGCUGUGACUUCUUAUAUCAGCUUCUGUGAGGACAGCUGUGUUCCAUCACGCACCAGGGUGAGUUACAACAAUGACAAACCCUGGUUCACAGUGAAACUCAAGAAGUUGAGACUGGAGAAGGAAGAGGCGUUCAGGAGUGGGAAUAGAGACGGAUAUGUAGAGGCGAAAUACCGGUUUAGGAAGGAGGUGAGGGAUGCUAAACGUGAGUAUUCGAAGAAACUUGAACACCAGUUAUCAGCCAACGACUCUGCCUCUGUAUGGAAAGGGCUUAGGCUGAUCACCAAUUGUAAGCCUAGAACCUCCCACUCCACUAACGACUCACGCCUGGCCAACAGCUUGAAUGAGUUCUACUGUCGCUUUGAUGGACAAUGGAGCAGUCCUGACACCUUCCCCCGUGACACCUCCCUCCAGCCCCAGCCCAUCAACUGCCCACCCCCCUCCACAGUGACGACUCUCCAUCCUUGAGAGAGACGUCAACAGACUUUUUGAGACAGAACCCCCGCAAAGCAGCCGGGCCAGACUCUGUCUCUCCAUCAAUCCUGAAGCACUGUGCUGAUCAGCUGUCUCCGGUGUUCAGACAUUUUUAACACCUCACUGGAGACAUGCCACGUACCAGCCUGCUUCAAGUCCUCCACCAUCAUCCCCGUCCCCAAAAAAACAAGUCACUGGACUCAACGACUACAGACCCGUCGCCCUGACCUCUGUGGUUAUGAAGGCAUUUGAGCGUCUGGUGCUGGUUCACCUCAAAGCCAUCACUGACCCUCUCCUGGACCCCCUGCAGUUUGCCUCCAGAGCCAACAGGUGUGUAGGUGACACAGUCAACAUGGCCCUACACUUCAUCCUCCAGCACCUGGACUCCUCAGGAACCGACGCCAGGAUCCUGUUUGUUGACUUCAGCUCUGCCUUCAACACUCAUUCCGGCUCUGCUUCAGGACAAGCUCUCCCAACUGAGCGUGCCUGACUCCACCUGCAGGUGGAUCACCGACUUCCUGUCUGACAGGAGGCAACGCGUGAGGCUGGGGAAGCACGUCUCUGACUCCAGGACUAGAAGCACCGGUUCCCCUCAGGGCUGCGUUCUUUCCCUCUCUACUCUUCUCCCUGUAUACCAACAGCUGCACCUCCAGUCACCAGUCCGUCAAGCUCCUGAAGUUCGCGGACGACACCACCCUCAUUGGGCUCAUCUCUGGGGGGGAUGAGUCCGCUUACAGGUGGGAGAUUGAUCAUCUGGUGACCUGGUGCGGGCAGAACAACCUGGAGCUAAAUGCUCUGAAGACAGUGGAGAUGGUCGUAGACUUCAGAAGGAACCCAGCCCCACCCACCCCCAUCACCCUGAGGGACUCCCCAGUCGACACUGCAGAGUCCUUCCGCUUCCUGGGCACCAUCAUCUCCCAGGACCUCAAGUGGGAGCUCCCUCACCAAAAGAGCUCAACAGAGGAUGUAUUU
Molecule: messenger RNA, 1722 nt
Organism: Pseudoliparis swirei
Lineage: Eukaryota; Metazoa; Chordata; Actinopteri; Perciformes; Liparidae
Exons: 3
Coding region: 1-744 (247 amino acids)
Source: RefSeq, a predicted model, not a curated record